This is a messenger RNA of Rotaria sp. Silwood2, 1182 nucleotides long. The record is from the annotation of a GenBank genome assembly. NCBI's taxonomy places the organism in Eukaryota, Metazoa, Rotifera, Eurotatoria, Philodinida, Philodinidae.
AUGGCUGAAAUACAAAAUGAAUCGGAAGAAUCAUUGAAAGAACCAAAAAUAGAAAAUAAUGAUGAAGAACAGACGUUGAAUAAAAUAAAAGUAGAAGUAAUAAAAGAAGAACAACAAACAUCUGUCACCAGUGAACUUCAUCAAACAGAAAUAGUCAAAUUAACCGUUGAAAGUGAAAUGCCAAUUGAAGAUUUAAGGAAAUUAUAUACGAGUUCAUCUAAUAUAGUAAAUAUACCGACAUCAAAACAAGAAGAAAUUAAUACAUCUAGUGAAGAUUCAACAGAUCAAGAAGAUAGUGGUUAUCAACGUUUAUUAAUCGCUGAACAUCCAACUUCAAAUGAAAACGGUGAUGAAGAAGAUAUUGAUGAUUCAUCAUUUACAUUUUAUUGGCAAAAAGCUAUUAAUAUUGGUGAUCAAUAUCAAGCUGUUAUUCCUGAUUUACUUAUAUCAACCGACCACAAUGAUCAAGAAUUACCUAACGAUCAAUUACUUUGGUGUCCACUAUUGGAUACAAAUCAAGAUGAAAAUUCUUCCUUAGUUAAUAAAUAUUUAAAAUUAGCUGCUAAAGAACAUCGAACAGCUGAUGAAGAAAUUGUACUUGAAGUAUUUCUAUCAACAAAUUAUAAUAUUGAUCAAGCUUUAGAUAAACUUCGUUUACCAACAACGAAUAAAAAUUAUUUUUCAUCAGCAACAUGGUCAUUAACCGAAUGUGAUCAAUUCGAACAAUGUUUUAAAGAAUAUGGCAAAGAUUUUUCAAUGUUUAAGAUUCCAAAUCGUACUAUGUAUGAGCUGGUUUUUUUUUAUUAUAUUUGGAAAAAAUCAGCUCGCCAUGAUGUAUUUGUUCGACAAAAUCGUGUUGAAAAACGUCGAUUUCAUUUACAUCCUUAUGUUACUGAUUAUUUAGAAAAAUUUUUUGUUGAACAAGAACUUCAAUUAAUAAAUGCAUAUGAACAAAAUAAUUCUUCAGCAUUAUCAAUAAAUCCACAAUUAACUGGUGAUCAAUUAUUAUCAAAACGUCGUUUAAGUUCUGAUUUAUUUCUUAAGCCAAUGUCAACAGUUAAACGAGCAAAGUCCUUAAUAAAUCCAAAUGAUAAUGAUCUAGUUGAUUUAAAUGAAAAUCAACAAACAAUAACAAGUUCAAGUUCAAUAUUAACAAAAAAACCUCAUGAAGACAUCAAAUAG